AUGGAUUGUCUAGGUGUUCCUAUUGAUCAUCGACUGCGGUGGGUGAUUCAUAAGGCAAGACGUAUGGAUAGGGGCAAGAAAAAUUCCGACCAUAUCCAGCUUCUUCGUCGACAAGAGAGCUACCCGAUAUGUGACCUGAGCUUCGGACUUGAAAUGGCGCGACCGGAAUUGAAGGGUGGUGUUCUUAUCGUACUGGAACGGCCUCAUUCGAAACAGGAAAAUUCGGACGGCUUUAUGGAAGGCAAACGCAACUGCCGAACCAUUAAUGCAGUCUCCGAUCUUAUCUCUGCUGUAGACAAUUAUAAGUUGGGUUUUGACGAUGUCAGCCUAUUUGAUGCAAUACCUUUUCUAGAUGAGACAGUCGCGGGGAAAGAUCACCGGUAUAUCAUCGAUGAAGAAGCACACAAUGUUCUCGCCGAUAUGGUUAAAGCUAAAGAGCCUGAUAUCAUUUUAUGCUGCUUCACAACCGAGAGUCAAAGCCCUCCUGUCAGAAAGCUUCAGAGCCGAGGAGUAGGGCAGAUACUCUACCAUGAUGACCAAAAGCUCACCGGAUUUGGUCUUUUGUCUACCCUUGUGAUUGCAUUUCACCCAAAUUACGCUAUUGACUAUUAUCCAUUAUCCUCUUACUUCAAGCAGUUCCUGGCUCUAGAGUUUACGAAGGCAUUUUUUUUUCUUUUGGAGGCAGAGCUGGACUGA
Messenger RNA from Penicillium brevicompactum, 696 nucleotides. RefSeq lists its product as uncharacterized. The coding region runs from base 1 to 696 and encodes 231 amino acids. The transcript is spliced from 2 exons. The record is from RefSeq and is a predicted model, not a curated record. NCBI's taxonomy places the organism in Eukaryota, Fungi, Ascomycota, Eurotiomycetes, Eurotiales, Aspergillaceae.